AUGUCUGGAACCGAAGUUUCUGCAGUGCACCGUGCCCUCAACAAUCUUUUUACCACUUUGAGCCCUGAGCAAGUCCAGAAGUUUUUGUCGGAAAUGAAUGGUGCAACCAAUGCUCCUAAUGGAAUUGCGGCGGCUACAACCACUAACGGCAACGUUCCUAUCGCCCCCAACAACGUUCAGCUCGACAAAGCUACCACUCCAGCUUCGAUGCAAGUCCCUGCUAUGACCCGACCUACUUCUCGUGGGAAGCGUGCCCGCGAAAAUGGAAAAUUGAGACCAUUGAAUUCUUUUAUUGCCUUUCGAAGCUUUUAUUCGGCUGCUUUUCCUGAGCUCUCUCAGAAAGUGAAAUCAGGUCUACUUCGCCUUCUUUGGAAUUCUGACCCAUUCAAAGGGAAAUGGGCUAUUCUCGCGAAGGCUUAUUCCACUAUUCGCGACAAGCACUCGGACCAAGUCAAUUUGGAGACAUUCUUGACUUUGAAUGGCCCAUUCAUUGGAAUAGUUCCCGCUGCAGAGUAUCUUGCUAUCAUGGGCUUGCAGUUGAUUCAAGGCCCCGACAAACAGUUUUCCCUUGUCACAGCAAACAACAAGCCGACCAACCCUUAUGGUUUGACUACCAACCUUUCCGCUGACGAUGUUGUCGACUACUGCUACCAAACCGGUUAUGUCAAAGGCAUGAUGCCUGGAAAAAAUAUUGUUCACCAAGAGGCAGCAUUGGCUAUGGCAGUUUCUGCUCAGCCGAAUGACGCUGUGGAUAUCCGCUCUGCAACCAGCACCCCGUUGAAUACUGCCAACCAGUUUUCUCCACCCGCAACAAGUACCAGCAACAGCGCUGAACCACAGCAAGACGGCAACGCCAUGACGACUUCUAAUUCGGUUCCAUCUGGGAAUAAUACCAAUAGAGCUUUGGUUAUCCAUCCGGCGGUUAUCAACAACUCAAUUACUUUAGCCCAAACUAUGGCUAACAAUGCUGCAAUUGCCAACAAUACUCCGUACGCGGCUACCGAUUUUGACCAAGAACUUCGCAAUGUUAUGAACGCAUUCCCUUUCGAUGCCGAUGAUGAUGGUUACUACGGACUUUUUAACCCUGCGCUUCGCACACCAGUCGUUGUUUAUAACCCAUACCGCAUUCAGGGUGACUUCGAUGCUUUUGAUAUUGGUGAACUUGGUAACAUGUAA
This is a messenger RNA of Uncinocarpus reesii 1704, 1176 nucleotides long. RefSeq lists its product as uncharacterized. The record is from RefSeq and is a predicted model, not a curated record. Gene Ontology annotation, cellular component: nucleus. The transcript has 2 exons. Lineage: Eukaryota; Fungi; Ascomycota; Eurotiomycetes; Onygenales; Onygenaceae. Gene Ontology annotation, molecular function: DNA binding, bending. Gene Ontology annotation, biological process: positive regulation of mating-type specific transcription, DNA-templated. The coding region runs from base 1 to 1176 and encodes 391 amino acids.